Molecule: messenger RNA, 3127 nt
Organism: Pelobates fuscus (common spadefoot toad)
Lineage: Eukaryota; Metazoa; Chordata; Amphibia; Anura; Pelobatidae
Gene: NUMBL
Product: NUMB like endocytic adaptor protein
Exons: 10
Coding region: 289-2082 (597 amino acids)
Biological process (GO): positive regulation of neurogenesis
Cellular component (GO): cytoplasm
Source: RefSeq, a predicted model, not a curated record
CAGCAGCACAGUCACUUCUAUCACCCUGGAUAAUCUGCUGGGAGUCAUUGACCUGGGAUUGUACAGUUUGCAGGAUCCUGGCUUGCUGUGCUGGGAGUGGGAGCUGUGUGUGAGGAUACCAUCCUGGCGAACACGUUGAACCAUUUGACAAGAGCACUGGUACUUGCAGCAACACCUUGGUCGGCGCGGGUCUGGUAUUGAAGAGGCGUCAGGCUCCGUAUUUGGACAAUUGGAUGCCAACACCGGAUCACGCUGCCUCUCCCGCCAGUACUCCCUGCAGCGCCUGAAAUGAAUAAGCUGCGUCAGAGCCUGCGGCGGAAAAAGCAAACGUACGUCCCGGAGGCUAGUCGACCCCACCAGUGGGGGGCAGAUGAAGAGUCAGUGAGGAGGGGGAAAUGCAGCUUCCCUGUGCGGUACUUGGGUCACGUGGAGGUGGAGGAAUCGAGAGGCAUGCAUGUGUGUGAGGACGCCGUUAAAAAACUGAAAUUGCUUGGCAAGAAGUCAGUAAAAGCUAUUCUGUGGGUUUCAGCGGAUGGGCUACGCGUUGUGGACGAUAAAACCAAGGACCUCAUUGUGGACCAGACUAUCGAGAAAGUGUCAUUCUGUGCGCCGGACCGUAACUUUGACAAGGCGUUCUCCUAUAUCUGCCGUGAUGGUACCACGCGCCGCUGGAUCUGUCAUUGCUUCAUGGCGUUGAAAGACUCUGGUGAGCGUUUGAGCCACGCGGUGGGCUGUGCGUUUGCCGCUUGUCUGGAGCGUAAGCAGAAGCGGGAGAAAGAGUGCGGCGUCACUGCUUCCUUUGACGCCAGUCGUACCAGCUUUGCCCGUGAGGGUUCGUUUCGUGUCACUUCUGCGUCUCAGCAGGCUGAGCGUGAGGAGGUGAUGAAACAUCUUCAGGAUAAAAAGAAAGUUGAAGAAGUUCAGACUCCGCCGGUAAAUACGCCAUCUGUAGCUGCGGUUCCUAGCCCCGUGUUACCCGCGCAGCCUGAGAACCAGUCACCCCCACAGUGUGCGAUGGUCCCGAGUGAAAAGGGGGAGGGAGGGGGACAGCACGCCAUCCCCCGCAGACACGCGCCCCUGGAACAGUUGGUGAGACAGGGCUCCUUCCGGGGAUUCCCUGCACUGAGCCAGAAAAACUCGCCCUUUAAACGGCAGCUCUCUCUCCGAUUAAAUGAGCUUCCAUCCACUUUGCAAAGGAAGACAAAUUUCCAGGACAAGAACCAAGUCCCUGAAGCUGAUCCUUCGUUCCCACCGGACUCUGAUGGGAUCACGGAUCUGUGUAACCAAAUAAACAAUUCGUUCACCAACAGAGCUGCAGAAGACCCUUUCAUCAAUGGCAAUGGGACACAGACCCCCACUACAGUACCCAGUCUCCCUCCCCCUCCUCAGGUUGCGCAAGGGAAUCCAGGAUGGGUCGACCAUGUGACAACCACAACAGCCCCUUCUAACUUCCAAAUGGGACAUCGCCGCACUCCAUCUGAGGCAGAGCGUUGGCUGGAAGAGGUGGCAAAGGCAGCUAAAGCCCAGCAGCAGCAGCCCCCACCCCAGCCUAUGGUUCCAGUGCCCAUGGCAGUUCCUGCCGCAAUGCCAGCAUAUCCAGUUACUUAUGAUCAUGCAUCUGCCCCGGUCGGCGUGUUUAUUACACCCCACAUGCAGCCUGCCUAUGUACCUGUGGCUGGGUAUGCGCCAACUAUGGCCAACACCAUGCCAUACCCUGCUCCCAGCGUACCUGUGGUGGGCAUCACUCCAUCCCAGAUGGUGGCCAAUGUAUUCUGCUCUGCUACUCAAGUACCAUCUUCCAACAUGGCCAACAAGUCCAACCCGUUUCCUCAGAGCAUUCUGCACUCCACCAAUGUCCAGAACCCUACCUCAUCCCAGCCUUCACAGAUGGGACCAAAGCCAAAUGCCACUGCAAAUGGUACCACGUGGCCCCCAGACCCCAGCCAGCUGAGGCUGGCAUCCACAGCACAGGAGGUGGACCAGUUUGAAGCUCAAUGGGCGGCCUUGGAGUCCAAAUCUCAGCAAAGGUUGGCCAACCCCUUCUCUAACGAACUGCAAAAGACUUUCCAGAUAGAAUUGUAGCCAAGAAGUGACCAUCUCAACACAAACUGAUUUUAAGGAUCAGCUGCAAGAACAUACCUGACCAAUCAAAGUCAGCCAGUAGAAAUCUUUGUACGUGGAAACUCAACCUAUCUCUGUAUACAAGCGUGCCAGAUUGUGUCUUGUAGCCCAUGGUUUGGUGGUGGAUCCAGUCCAGAUGGAGACAUAACAUCAUCACAGAUCAUCUGUACUCAUGGAUGCAUAAUGUGUCAUUAUUUGCAAAACAUUUACCAAUACCAGUUACUGGGUACCCCAAAAAACUCUUCUAUAUGUUCCAUAAAUAGUUGGCUUGUGGUGGGUUGUGGAAAGCGCUAAAAGAAGCAUGAUUACUCAUGUUGGUUCAUUAUCUUGUGAAAUGUCCUUCAAGUGGCAGUCAAAGGGUGUGAGAAAGAUUAGUAUGUGAAGAGGGAGCCUGGGGUAUGUGAUCUUUUUUUGUGGGAUGGUGCAAGGAAGUGAUUGAGAAAUCAGUUGUGGAGAUGCAACGCUGUUCUAAUGUUUACACAUUGCAAAUCUUUCAAGGUAUUAUUUUAUAAUUAAUACCUGGAUAUGUCCUUUAGAAUGACCUCUUCAAGAUGUCAGGUGAACAUGUUAAAUGACCAAUGUUUUAAAAUACUGAUAUUAGAACGUAAAUUACAUUUACAGAAUUGAAUUGGGCCCAGAACUUCAUAGGAGAAGUAAAGAGAUGAAUCCAAAUUUCAGAAAACCACUUAUAAAAAGCAAACAAACAGCGUAAUAUUUGUACUCCACUCUUAAAUGGUUAUUCUGGAAUGUAUUCCUUAGCAGUGAAUUUUAUUUAACUGACAGUCAGAUUGUAAAAUGGGGAAGAGAUUGUAAUUCAUGUGCAAAAACAGAUGACGGAAGACAUUUUUUUAAAACAUUUUUUAGAUAUUGGAUUUGAGCCCAAAUUAAAUAUCUAAAAAAAAAAUGAUGUUUGCUGUUCAGGCUUUGGCUGAAUUCACUAGAGGUCAAUAUUAUAUUUGGCAUGUUAUAUCUAACAUAUUUUGUGCAAUAGUUUUACAUGAAGUCU